This is a messenger RNA of Trichobilharzia szidati, 3433 nucleotides long. NCBI's taxonomy places the organism in Eukaryota, Metazoa, Platyhelminthes, Trematoda, Strigeidida, Schistosomatidae. The record is from the annotation of a GenBank genome assembly.
CACAUACCCAAAAUAGUAAGGAUGCGCGGGUUGUUGAUAUCUCAACAAAACAGCGGUGUGAUUUUGAAAGUCAAGCCAGUAAAUAACCCCAAAGGCGAAAUUAUUUCAGUAUUUUCGUCGAAAUCUGGUCCAGUUGAUAAUAGCUUAUCUGUGAAACCAAGUCAGAUUUCUGCCUAUAAUUUUGCUGCUGGAGGUUACAAACUGUAUCUCGCUUUGAAUUCUGGUUCUUUAUAUUGCCUAGACUUUGUGAAAAAUUGGUAUCGAUUGUUAACUUCACUGAAUUGCACUGUUACAAGCAUAUGUUCAUGUGAAUCAUUUGGAUAUGUACUAGUUUGCGUGAACGACAACAGUAUCAUAAUCUUAGAUCAAGAAUCUGGAAAAGAAAUUGGUGCUUUGCGUGGUCAUACAUGUAGAAUAUCUAACAUAUCAAUCCAACCGAGUUUUGGUCAGUAUCUCUUAUCUGUGGCCUUGAAUGAAGCAAUUUUAUGGGAUCUAGAAAACUUCAAGUGUCGUUGCAAAUUGCACAUAGGUCAAAAAGUAAAUAUUGUGUCUGUAAAUUUCAUUCCACCUCGGGGUAAACAAAUUAUAUCUUGUUUCCAAGAUGGAUCCAUUUAUGUAUGGAGCACAGAUUCACUUGAUUGUUUGUAUAGACUUUUUAACAGAGACUACCCAAAUCCAUCGUACAGGACAAUUACAUUUACCAGCAAAGGUCAUUAUUUGUUUGCAGCUGGUCGUUCACCUUUUAUAUAUUUGUGGAACUUAAAAGGAAAUUCAGAACAACUAUGUCGAGAAAAUUCACCUACAGAUGAUGGAAGUACAAGUGAUCGAUUUUUGCAGGAGCUGAUUAAACUUCCUGAACCAUUAAAAUCAGUUCGUCGAAUAGAAUGGAUACCUAAAUCUCGUUUGGUUGAUUCUGAUAGAUUUUUUAAUGAGUCUAAUAUAAACAAUGAGCUAUCUGGUUUACUACUUUUACUUGGCAGUGACAAACGAUUACGAUUUCUCAUCAGAACACAUGAAAGACCUAGAAAGACCUUAAGCUGUUGGCAAAAUGUUGAGAAGGAUCGAAUUACAGGGUAUUCAGAUACUGUCUUUUGGAAAUGCCUAUUUACGUUUGGAUUGGGUUCAUUAGAAGAUCCUCUGGUAACAUCAAUUAAUAUGCCAUCCUGUAACAUUUUGGAUCUUUCCAGCUGCCAGGGAAAGCAGCAGAGUGAAUCUUUUAACUGUCCUUCGCUGAUGGCUACUCUUGAUGAUCAUGGUAUUCUACAUGUAUAUGAUCUUUCCAUGACAUUGAAGGUUUUCAGUAAAUCAUCAAUACCGCUGAUUUCAGUGAGAGGGGAUUCUUCGAAGGAAAAUUCAACAGAUAGACGAGUUCAAGCCGUGAAAAAGAAUUGGCAAAAAGGAAAUUCAGUCGUACGAAAGACUGCAAAUGCUACUAAAGAAAUACGUACAGCGAAUCAUUCUAGUAUGCAAAUGAAAGACCUUACAAAUGGUUUAUUGGAUAAACAACGCUUGCGUCUAUUACUUAAAGAAUUCGGGAAAUUCCCGAGCAAAUAUCGAUUAUUUAUUUGGCGAUCCGUUUUACAGCUUCCCUGUAAUGUUCAAUCUUUCAACGCACUUGUAAACAAAGCGAUUCAUCCAGCUCAUGAUUUAUUAUCAUUGCGAUAUCCUAUUCGUGGUCAGAGAUUGUUCAAAGCUUUACAAAAAGUGUGUUCAGCAUUGGCCUACUGGUGUCCGUUAUUUGGUGAGACUGAUUGGUUACCAUUAUUUGUUUUUCCUUUUGUGAAAUUGUAUCACAACAAUUUGUUGUAUGCAUUUGAAGUGGUAGCCACAAUACUGAUUAAUUGGUGUGGUACCUGGUUUGAGUUCUUUCCUAAUCCACCGAUCAAUAUUCUUUGUAUGAUUGAAAAUUUGAUUGCCUAUGCCGAUGAAGAGUUGUACCUCCAUUUUGUCCACUACAACGUCACCACUGAAAUCUAUGCUUGGCCACUUUUACAAACUGCAUUAAGCGAAGUGUUUACCCAAGAUGAGUGGUUAUGUCUUUGGGACAUUUUGAUAUGUCACUCUCCAGGAUUGUUGCUUGCGGUGGUUGCUGCCUUUUCGAUUAGCGCUCGAGGACCACUUUUAAUGGUUAAAAAUCAUGACACGUUUGAGGCAUACUACCACAGUCAAAGCACACUGUUAGUGUCAGAUAUUGUUGAACGAGCUCAUCAGCUGCUUGCAUCACUGCCUUCAGAAAUACAUCCAGACAAGCUUUUAUCUUCACUCAUUCAACCGGAUAACAAUGAUAAAAACGCAAAUAAAGUUUGUCUGACUUUCCAACCGCUAACAACUCCUCAUUAUCCGAUAAUCACUCGUUAUCCCAAGUUCAUUGUAAAUUAUCACAUACAAGAACGGGAACGUAUUCGACAAGAGGAGAAAGAAUACCUUAGACAAAAGGCUACAGUGGAGGAUAUACAACGGCGAGCUGAGUUAAUGGCAAAUGAAGAACGUAACUGGUAUCGUCAGCAACAAUUACUUCUUGAUGCUGAAGAUCACCGGAGAACAUUACUAGCACAGGAAGAGAAUAAACUUCGUGAACAGCGUAAAAAGCAAACUGUCGUGUCGACGAAAUGGAUGCAGCAGCAUACGCUGCAGAAUUAGCCGAUCUACGCGAAAGAUUGAACCAAAGACGUGCAGAAAAUCUAGCCAUCAUGAAUGAUCAAUUGCAAUCCCAGGUGGAUAAGAAUUCGUUAUCAAACCCUGGUCACCUUUUAUUGGAAUCCUCACUAAAUGCCGGUGAUUCCGUUCCAUGUAAUAGUGAUUACGGUAAAAGUGCACUUGGUAAGACAGCACCAAAAGGAAGUAACGAUGCUAAUAAUAAGGAACUCCGACGGAUUUCCUCAGAGAUGUUCCCGUUCACAUCAACUAAACUUGGUUCCCACUUCAUGAAGCAAUCGGUGUGAAUAUUGAUUCAUUCAUAGAAUUAUAGAAACACGACGUUAAUUCGAAUAUUAUACUUGUCAUAUCAUAAAUACUGCUACAGUGUUUAAGUUUUUUUUCUAAAGGAAAAACCAAUUUAUACAUUUAUUGUCUAUAUGGUGGCUAAAUAAGUGUUUUGGAAUUCCCAUUUAUUUUCCUUCAUACAUUUCAUAUCAAUCUGAAAGCUGACAUCUCCUCUGCUUUAUUGUAUUGUCUCAGUUAUUUUUAACUACAUUAGCUCACUGUGACUGAUAUAAAAAUAAACAUAUCACUCCUACAAUUCAGUAUGUUUCGCUUGCUUUCUACAAGAAUUGUUGACACAGACGAGAUGAGAUAGUUUUGUCUUCGUUUUCCGAAAACCUGCUUCUUUAACUUGAUAACUACAUUCACUAAUGUAAAGGUGUCGAUAAUAUAUUGUAAAAAUAUGUUGCUCAUGUCAUGUUAUAUUUAUUGGUCGUUCAGUAAUGGACUUAUU